CGAGUGGCUCCUUAGAAUGAGAUAUUUUUUAGGACAGUGUGCUCGAAUAGUUGGCGUCGUCUCUCCGAGGCAAUAUAUUCAGGUGGCCCUGGUCAAGUAUCACUCAGGUUGAAACAGCAUCGCCUCUGAGCGACACUCAUUUUUUUCCGGCUCCAGGUAGCCUGAACCAGAGUCCAGAAUGGCACCUACAGAUUCAAAGAAAAAGGGGAAAACCAACUUGGAUGACCUUAAACGCGAACUUGAGUUGGAUGAGCAUCGUAUAUCCGCCGAAGAUCUCUAUCGUCGUAUGAAAUGUGAUCCGAUCAAGGGUUUGACAACAGCGCAAGCUAAAGCCAACUUUGAGCGUGAUGGUCCCAAUGCUCUGACGCCACCCAAGACGACGCCCGAAUGGGUCAAGUUUUGUAACCAACUCUUUGGCGGUUUCUCCAUGCUCUUGUGGAUCGGCGCUAUUCUUUGCUACGUCGCGUACACCAUUGAAGUCAGCAACAACCCAGACAUUCUUGGCGAUAACUUAUACCUAGGUAUCGUACUGACCACUGUGGUAGUCGUAACGGGCGUCUUCUCCUACAUGCAAGAAAGGAAGAGUAGCAAAAUCAUGGAGUCUUUCAAGAACUUGGUGCCGCAAUUUGCGCUAGUCGUCCGCGACGGACAGAAGGUCACCCUCAAAGCUGAACAACUCACCGUCGGCGACGUGGUUGAAGUCAAAUUCGGCGACCGAAUUCCGGCCGACAUCCGCAUCGUCGAAGCGCGCCAAUUCAAAGUCGACAACUCUUCGCUGACCGGAGAAUCGGAACCACAGAGCCGCAGCCCAGAGUUUACCAACGAAAAUCCUCUUGAAACAAAAAAUUUAGCUUUCUUUUCAACCAAUGCAGUUGAAGGUACGGCCAGGGGAAUCGUGGUUAACAUUGGUGACAACACGGUGAUGGGUCGCAUUGCCGGUUUGGCCGCUGGUUUGGACACUGGAAAAACCCCAAUUGCCCGCGAGAUUGAGCAUUUCAUCCACAUCAUUACGGGCGUUGCCGUCUUCCUCGGCGUGUCUUUCUUCAUAAUCGCCAUGAUUUUGGGCUACAACUGGCUUGAGGCUGUUAUCUUCUUGAUCGGUAUCAUCGUCGCCAACGUGCCCGAAGGUUUGCUGGCCACCGUCACCGUCUGUUUGACUCUGACGGCCAAGCGCAUGGCCAAGAAGAAUUGUCUCGUCAAGAACUUGGAAGCUGUAGAGACCCUUGGAUCCACGUCAACCAUUUGCUCCGACAAAACUGGAACAUUGACCCAAAAUCGCAUGACGGUCGCGCACAUGUGGUUUGACAACAAAAUUAUCGAAGCUGACACUACUGAAAAUCAAAGCGGUGCCCAAUACGACAAAUCCAGCACCGGAUGGAAGGCUUUGUCCCGUGUCGCCUGUUUAUGUAGUCGCGCCGAAUUUAAAAGCGGGCAGCAAGGUGUUGCUAUUAUGCAGCGCGACGUUAAUGGCGACGCUUCUGAAGCCGCACUACUUAAAUGUAUCGAAUUGGCUACCGGCGAAGCCAUGGCCAUUCGUGCACGUAACACCAAAGUUUGCGAAGUUCCAUUCAAUUCGACCAACAAGUACCAGGUGUCCAUUCACGAAAAUGAGGACAAGGCGGACGGUCGUUAUUUCCUAGCCAUGAAAGGUGCUCCGGAAAGGAUUCUUGACCUCUGCUCGACGAUUUUUAUCAAUGGAGAAGAGAAACCUAUGGACGAAGAGAUGAAAGAAGCUUUCAAUGCUGCUUAUAUGGAACUCGGCGGAAUGGGCGAACGUGUCUUGGGAUUCUGCGAUUACCAUUUGCCUCUUAAUGAGUAUCCCAAAGGCUACAAAUUCGACGCGGAUGAAAUUAACUUUCCAAUUAGUGGACUACGUUUCGUCGGUCUCAUGUCCAUGAUCGAUCCUCCUCGAGCUGCCGUCCCAGAUGCCGUCGCCAAAUGUCGUUCAGCCGGCAUCAAAGUGAUCAUGGUGACGGGUGAUCAUCCUAUCACGGCCAAAGCCAUUGCUCGUUCAGUUGGAAUCAUUUCGCACGAUAGUGAGACAGUCGAAGAUAUUGCCACCCGUCUGAACGUGCCAAUGAACAAAGUCAACCCUCGUGAUGCAACAGCUGCCGUCAUUUCUGGCUCUGAGCUGCGCGACAUGGAUUCAUACCAACUUGAUUCCGUUUUAAGCCAUCACGCAGAAAUCGUUUUUGCACGUACAUCUCCUCAGCAAAAGCUUAUCAUCGUCGAAGGUUGUCAGCGUGCCGGUGCUAUUGUGGCAGUCACUGGUGACGGUGUCAACGAUUCGCCCGCCUUGAAGAAAGCCGAUAUCGGUAUAAAUACGUUCUAUAAUUCACCUGUUGUAACGAUGUAUUCAAUGGAACUUUGGAUGAUUGCAGGUGUGGCUAUGGGUAUCGCCGGCUCGGAUGUUUCCAAACAAGCUGCCGACAUGAUUUUGCUGGAUGACAACUUUGCUUCUAUCGUGACUGGUGUUGAGGAAGGCCGUCUGAUCUUUGAUAACUUAAAGAAAUCGAUUGCUUAUACGCUCACUUCGAACAUUCCGGAAAUCUCGCCGUUCUUGAUCUUCAUCCUAGCCGAUAUUCCUCUGCCACUGGGAACUGUUACGAUUCUCUGCAUCGAUCUUGGAACAGAUAUGGUGCCAGCCAUUUCUCUGGCAUACGAGAAAGCCGAAGCUGACAUCAUGAAGAGACGUCCACGUAAUCCUAAGACCGAUAACCUUGUCAAUGAUAGAUUAAUUUCCAUGGCCUACGGUCAAAUUGGUAUGAUGCAAGCCUCUGCCGGCUUCUUUACAUAUUUUGUUAUCAUGGCUGAGAAUGGCUUUUGGCCCAGCUACUUGUUUGGCAUCCGUAGGCAAUGGGAUUCGAGAGCGAUUAACGACCUGCCAGAUUCAUACGGACAAGAAUGGACUUACGAUAAUCGCAAGAAACUCGAGUACACCUGCCACACCGCCUUUUUCAUUUCAAUCGUCGUCGUCCAAUGGGCUGAUUUGAUCAUUUGUAAGACGCGUCGCAACUCCCUCUUCCAACAAGGUAUGCGCAAUCACGUCCUGACGUUCGGACUUUUCUUCGAAACGGCCGUCGCUUGUGCCCUCUCCUACACUCCCGGAAUGGACAAGGGUCUCCGCAUGUACCCUCUCAAGUUGAACUGGUGGGUACCCGCUAUGCCGUUCUCCAUACUGAUUUUCGUCUACGACGAAACGCGAAAGCUGAUUCUUCGACACAAUCCAGGCGGUUGGCUAGAUAAAGAAACAUACUAUUAGAAAACAACUGUUUUGAGAUCAUUUCAAACAACUUUGGCAGUUGCGCAAACGCUAAGCGAGGGUAAAAAAGGAUUGUGCAUCUAACCAGUCAAACUAUAAAAAAAGCUUCUGUUGUAAUACGAAGAUCUGAAGUUGGACAUAACCCACCCCCCCACAGUAACAAGUUAAAAUGUAAUUGCCACUGCCCCAAUCUUGUUAAACAAUCUACUGCUGAUCAAAAUAGAUACAUUGUCUUGUCUCGGAA
Daphnia carinata is the source of this 3506-nucleotide messenger RNA. RefSeq names its product sodium/potassium-transporting ATPase subunit alpha-B-like. The transcript has 11 exons. Gene Ontology annotation, molecular function: ATP binding; P-type sodium:potassium-exchanging transporter activity; ATP hydrolysis activity. Lineage: Eukaryota; Metazoa; Arthropoda; Branchiopoda; Diplostraca; Daphniidae. Gene Ontology annotation, cellular component: membrane. Bases 179 to 3262 code for a protein of 1027 amino acids. Gene Ontology annotation, biological process: proton transmembrane transport; sodium ion export across plasma membrane; intracellular potassium ion homeostasis. The record is from RefSeq and is a predicted model, not a curated record.